Molecule: messenger RNA, 1411 nt
Organism: Brassica napus (rape)
Lineage: Eukaryota; Viridiplantae; Streptophyta; Magnoliopsida; Brassicales; Brassicaceae
Source: RefSeq, a predicted model, not a curated record
AAAGGCACUUAAAAUAAUUUAAGCCUCCUAAAUAUGGGCUUUAUUGGGCUAUAUUGGAUUAGUAGUUUACUUAGAAACUAGGCCUAAACAAAACUAGUGUAUACCAACAUGUCUAUAAAUACUACAAACAAACCACUUGAAGAGAGAGAUGGCAGACGCGUUCUUUGUCUCAUCUUGUCGGGAAAUGCCCCUUCCAAACUCCGUCGGAGUAUAAUCCCGAUUCAACCCAAAUCUGUAAACACACAAAAAGGUUUCAUCUUUACGGACAAUGUCGUCGUCAAACUUCACAGUGGAAUCGUGUAACAUUGAUUCGGAAGAAGGGGUGAAGCUUCACACGAGAAUCUUCAAACCCAAAGAGCCGAGAGGCGCUGGAAAGUCCACGGGAAGGGCUACUCUUACUGGCUUCGCUGAGGUCAAGGACGUGAUCGCUGUUUGUCGGUGGCUUGUUCAGGAAUUUGAAGUUGAUAGGAUCUUGCUCGUGGGUUCUUCUGCUGGUGCACCAAUCGCAGGAUCAGCAGUGGAGCAAGUAGAGCAAGUGGUGGGAUACGUGAGUUUAGGAUACCCAUUUGGUCUACUAGCCUCUGUUCUGUUUGGACGACACCACAAGGCCAUUCUCUCAUCCCUCAAACCCAAACUCUUCGUCAUGGGAACACGAGACGGCUUCACUAGCGUUAGCCAGCUUAAGAAGAAGCUUAAAUCUGCAGCGGGAAGCACAGAAACGCACCUCAUUGAAGGAGUUAGCCAUUUCCAGAUGGAAGGACCUGAAUAUGAUUCUCAGAUGGCUGAUGUCAUAUGCAACUUUAUUUCAUCCUUAUAAAAGAAGUCAUUAUGCAACCUGAUGAUGAGUAUCCAUGUAAGAGACAAGAGUUACCCUUGAUUUGCAUCAUUGAUACAUGUUAUGACACAAUAACAGAGUUUGUCAGCAAGAUCGUUACAAAACAUUCUGCUAAUCUGCAUCCUCAGAGUGGGUGGAAAAGCGUUAUACAGCUACUUUCUUUGUGUGGAAGACAUCCAGAAACCAAAGAUCAAGCCGUGAAUGUUCUCAUUGGUCUAAUGUCCACCAACGACAAUAGAUGACUUGCACAAGAAGCUACUAGACUACUCUGAGGCGCGAAAACGUGGAAAGAGAGAUGACAAGCAUGGAAGGAACGCUCAAGAUAGCAAUGAACGCUCAAGAUAGCAAUGAAAAUGCUCAAGAACGUCUUCUUGAAUUACCUAGAAUAGAUUGUAUAGGAAGCGUUGAGCUUAUAACCUUUUAGUUAGGAGUGUUGAGAAGAAUGAACACAUGUUUCUUUUGACCAUAAUGAUUGGUACAAUGAAAGAGAUGUUGGUGCAAAAGGAAGAUGACGAUCUUUGGGAUAUAACUUUGAUUCAGAUUCAAUGGAUUGCCCUUUCGUUAAAGGAUGAGUUA